This is a messenger RNA of Poecilia latipinna (sailfin molly), 6642 nucleotides long. RefSeq names its product testis expressed 2 (gene tex2). Gene Ontology annotation, molecular function: lipid binding. Gene Ontology annotation, cellular component: endoplasmic reticulum. Lineage: Eukaryota; Metazoa; Chordata; Actinopteri; Cyprinodontiformes; Poeciliidae. The record is from RefSeq and is a predicted model, not a curated record. The coding region runs from base 845 to 4393 and encodes 1182 amino acids. The transcript is spliced from 14 exons.
GUCUGUCUGCCAGUAAUUAUGUCAGCUGAUCGGAGAGAAAAAUGAAAGCUGGUGUUCCGUGUUGAUUUCGUUCCACAGUUUGUUUGUGUUUUUUCUCUCUCUCUCCCAAGAACAAAGCAAAUGUCAUAUUUUUUUGGGAGGGGAGUAAGGGGACUUUUUUCUAAGAUGACUGUCCACAUUUUUGCUUUUUAAAGACAGCGCAGGGUACGUAUUUGGUUAGCGGAGGGAAAUCCGCGUCUUACUGGCACGCUGCAAAGCCGUGACGCAAUCCACGCUCCGCUGCUGCAACACAAUAAAAUAUGAAUCGCCAGUGCGCCGACGGUCCGACUGCUCCGUAAGAAUCAUUCAAGGAAGGUGAGGAGGGGGGUGUGGCGCCAACCAACCCACCCGUUUACCAAAACAAUACACGCCCCAUGGCCCUUGCAUGUGGAGCGUUUAAUAAAGCCGGAACCAGGAGCCAGGUGUGAUUAGCCAACCUUCAGCGGCUCAGCGCCCUCCGUCUCCUCUCCUCUGCAGGCUGCGGGGAGGUGAAGAAGGCGCUCCGAGCGGGGAAUCUCAUCGCAUUACGCAGAUUCGGGUCCUCGAUGCUGAGCAACGCAGCAGACUGAGGAUGGGGAUGCGAUAAGCGGAAGUGGAUGUGGCGUCUAAAGAGAUUAAACUCCAGCCUCUUUGGAAUAGGAAGCAAGACGGGGACUUAAACCACAACAGGAAACCAAGCUAUGAAUUCCUUAAAAUAAGCUCAUUCCCACUCUGAUCUGUGGCCAGGCUGUCGGUGCAGAUUGUGUCUCUCAAGAGGAGAGUGAAUGCCUCUAAAACGCCAAGGCUGUGAGCCCUGUGGAGGGUGAUGAUGAGCAGCCAGGGCAACAGCAGAAAGGGAAGUGGCCAGCAUGCUGACACUCCUCCUCUACGUCAUGCACCAGGACCCAAGUUGCAGGUGCAGCGCUCCCACUCUCGUGACACCAUCACCAUCCACUUCUCCGCUCUGGGAAAGGAGGAGGAGGAUGAGGAAGAGGAACUCUAUGGGUUAUCUGUUGAAUGUGCUGCUGCUAAAUCUGUUCUCGAUGGUGCUGCGGGACCCCAAAGCCAAAGCACAGGCACUGAUGGCCAAUCUGUUGCCAAAGGCUUGGACGCAAAAGAGGAGCUAGGGCUGGAGUCCGUUGAUGUGGAGACCUUCUCUGGAUCUCUAAUGCCUGUUUCAGCUGCCAUCCUUCCUGCGCAGCCAUUGGACUCGCAUCCACACACGCCCUCUCUUGCAAUGACUGUUAACCCUGUUUCAACUCACUCCCACCUGAGCUCCACUUCUCCUGCCAGCUCCUCCUGGGCAUCCGAUCGACCAGCCCAACCCCCUUUGAUUAGUUCCACUUCUUCUUCCCCUUGUAAGUCUGCAGCCCUUUCCUCUUCCAAGCCUUUUCUCAGCCUUGUUAGAUCUUUGUCAAAUGAUGUCGACUCUCGAGAAACUGCUCCUGUAAUUGCUACUGUCGUACCCCCACAUGCCAGACACAGACACUUAAUGAAAUCUUUUGUUAAGUCCCUCUCCACGGACACUUCAAAGGGCGAACAUCACGAAGGGCCUCUUCAGCACCAUUCUCACCACCAGCAAACGCAGCCAACCCACCGCACUCCGCCUCGCAACAUGCAGCUUUUCAAGCAGUUCUCCCAGCCUCGUUUGUCUUCCUGCCCUGUCGCGGUCACUCAAGCAGGCGGAGACUCCAAAACAGCACCUUCUUCGCCUAUUAUGUCCCCUGAUGGGAGAUCUUUCUUUAAGGUCCAGGAGGUGGAGGCCAGGAUAGAAGACACCAAGAGGCGGUUGUCAGAGGUGAUGUCAGAUCCCUUGCAGCUUUUUAGUAAGAUUAUUGGGGAUGAGUCGAGUGUGGGGCCUGCUGGGAGUGCAGCUCAUCGGGGCAAGUCGCUCUCCUCCAGUGCGUCGGAGCUCAGUGGCGUGACUGCGGUAAAUGGACAUACAGAAGCUAACAACAACUAUAGCAUCAAAGAAGAGGGGGCUGAAGAGGAGGAGACUCCUACGGAAAAGGGCCCCGACUCGUCUUUUUUCUCUUUCCCAUCACUGUCUCUUGCACCAGCUCUCACCCAGGCCUCGUCAUCUACUCUCCACAGGUCUCCCUCUCUCACCCUGGGACGCUGCUCCAUGUCAGCCCUGGUCGCUCGACAGGAAGAUGAGGACUUCUGUGAACUGUACAGCGAGGACUUUGAGCUGUGUACAGAUACUGAGACACCAGAUGGUGAACGAUCCAUAUCUCAGCAGCCUCAUACUGGUAGCACUGGUUUGGGUAGUGAACUGGAUGCAGAAGAUGAAGGACUGGUGGAAGAAAUGGAGAAUGUGCCUGUGACUGGCCUCAUCUUCUUAACACAGUUGUUGUAUUUGUACUUAGUCCUUCCAGUGCCUCCAUGUGUAUGUUCUGUGUUACAUGGGAUAGUAGUUGGGUUCAUGCUGGCCCUGCUGGUCCUUUGGCUGUCUGCUCCUCGAUGCUCCUCAUCAGGGACCAGAACAAGGAGAUGGAGGAAAGACCAGCGAAAUGUUCCCCAGCUGGAUGUGAAAGAACCAGGAAUAUUCAAGGGCUGGAUGAAUGAGAUCCAGAGCUACGACCCAGAGAUGUACCACGCCACCUUGACCCACUCUGUUUACGUCCGCUUGGAGGGUUCUGUUCUGCGUCUUUCCAAGCCCAACAGGAACAUCUCCCGCCGUGCCGCACACAACGAGCCUAAACCUGACGUCACCUACAUUAGUCAGAAGAUCUACGAUCUGACCGACAGCAGGAUCUACCUGAUGCCCCAGAGUUUGGCUAGGAAGAGGGUUUGGAACAAGAAGUAUCCCAUUUGCAUUGAACUGGCCAAACAGGAGGACUUCAUGUCAAAAGCAGAGGGAGAAAGAUCUGAAGCUGGGGACGAGAGAACCACUGGACUGUGUGAGAAGCUCGAACGAACAGACAAAGCUGAAAAAGCAGAAGUUUGCACUUCAGCAGAGGAGCAGAGAAGGCCGACCACCGGAGGAGGGGAUCUGACAAUCUACUUGUUUGGGAGGACUGGUCGGGAAAAGGAGGAAUGGUUUCGGAGGUUUCUUCAGGCAUCUCAGAUGAAGUCGGAGGGGAGAGGUGGCAGCCUGUCUGGCAUCUGCAAGAGUGCCUUCUUGUCCGCUCACAGCCGCAGUGGCAGCAUCCAGUCGGGCGGAGGCCCGGAGGCUGACAGCAGGGGCAGCAGCAGGGGAAGCCAGGAGGAGCUGUCUCAGCCUCGGCACAGAGAGACCCCCGCCUCUCUCUCCGGUGGCUCAGCUGGGGGGAUGAAGCAGAAGAUGCUGUUGGACUAUAACAUCUACAUGGCCAAAUAUGUUAACCCCCAGGCGCCGCCCGGAAGCCCGACGGCUCCCGACAGCCCUGGGCACACCCCUGAGAGCAGCCCUAAAGCUACCAAAAAGUUACCCAGGAGUUCAGAGGAGGCUGCAGAGCCAGAGGCCUGGGUCAACGCCUUUCUGGGGAGGACAUUCUGGGACUUCCUGCGAGAGAAGUACUGGGCCGACGUUGUCUCCAAAAAGAUCCAAAUGAAGCUCAGUAAAAUCAGACUGCCAUAUGUAAUGAAUGAGCUGACUUUGACGGAGCUGGAUAUGGGAUUCUCAGUUCCUAAGAUCCUCCGUGCCUCCAAACCCUCAGUGGACCACCAAGGUCUUUGGUUUGAUCUGGAAGUCUCCUAUACAGGCUCCUUCCUCAUGACACUAGAAACCAAGCUGAACCUGGUCCGCCUGGGGAAAGAAGGCGAAGGACUCGGGGAUCAUGGCAAAGAAUGGUCCAGGCCACGGACGUACUGUCUGGCCGACAGCGAUGAGGAGUCAUCCAGUGCUGGCUCAUCAGAUGAGGAGGAUCCCCCUGAACUGCUCAGUGACAAACCCAAUCUGCCUGCAUCAGAGGGCUACGUAGGAGGCCACAGACCCAGCAAGAUCAUGCGCUUUGUGGACAAGAUAGCCAAGUCCAAGUACUUCCAAAAGGCAACCGAGACCGAGUUUAUCAAGAAGAAGAUGGAGGAGGUGUCCAACACACCCCUCUUGCUCACUGUGGAGGUGCAAGAGUGCAGGGGGACGCUUGCUGUCAACAUCCCACCUCCCCCUACGGACAGGAUAUGGUAUGGUUUUCGGAGUCCUCCCCAUCUGGAGCUGAAAGCGCGACCCAAACUGGGCGAGAGAGAAGUCACUCUGGUUCAUGUGACGGAGUGGAUCGAGAAGAAGUUGGAUCAGGAGUUCCAGAAAAUAUUUGUGAUGCCAAACAUGGAUGACAUAUGGCUACCCAUAAUGCACUCUGCCAUGGAUAUGCGCUCAAAUGCCAACUUGACUGUGACAAACGAUGCCUUGAAGGAUCCAGGGCCGGAAGAGUCUGAGCUCUCUGAUGUGUGAGAGGUGUUCAAAUGUAGGGCUGCAGGCAUUUUAUGACACAAUGAUACAGGAUGCCCUAAACGUCUGUUGGAAACUAAAGGUGCAGCUGCAGCCCUGGCCAGCUUUACGGUUAUUUUCUUUGUUUUUCAAUGCUACUGUUUCAAUAGAUGGUUAACAGUAAAAAAAAAAAAAAAAAAAUCAUCCAAAAAAACUGAAAAGCAGGAUGAUGAGUUCUCUUAUUUUUAAAUGAAAGCAGGAGAAUAGAAGGAGAAUGUGACGCUGUUACCAUCUGACUACACUUCUUCAGUAUCCGUUCAGUUUGAUGAAGCGGGGUUCAUGGGUCAAGCUAAAAUACAGCAACCUCCACAAUUACUGGAAUGUCAAGUAAACUGAGCAAAAACCUCACAAUAAUGCCAUUUAUCUAUUACCACAGUUACAUAAUCCCAUGCUGAAAACCUCCAGAAAAAUCCAACCCUUAAGUUGAACGCAUUUAUUCGACAAGGCAAAAAAAACAAAAAAUAUCUCUCAAAAAAAUUGGUGCUACAAUUUUUGACACUUCCUUUAAAAAAGUAACUGACAUUCUUUUCUUCACUUUACAUUUUACUUUGAAAGGUUGAUCACCAUUUAGAAACAUUUGGUAAGUGUGACGAGACUAAUGGUUUCUCUGUAACCAGAUAUGACACAAAAGAAUAUAUGUUUGAAGUGCUUUUCAAAAUGGGAAAGACAAGAAAGCAUCUCAUUAAAGUAUGUGACAGGAAUGUGUUUAUCUGUAUAACUAAAGACAUGCCAACUCUGCUUAAUUUGUCAAUAUCUACAAUGAGAGCAACAUUAAAAUUUUUGAGACAACAGUAAGUGUGACAGAUGAGAAUGGAUGAUGAUGAUCUUCCAUUUCUUGCCACAGCACAGUGAGUAGGAUUGGAAGGGAGGGAAAGAAAAUGUCUUAUCAUGUACCAACCCCCUUCAACCAGGGCAACAAAUGAUGACAUUUUGGGGUUACCAAGACUUUGUACCAACCGUAGACCCCACACAGAUGUCAACCAGUUGUUUCAAAGGACUGCAGAGCAGAAGUUUUUUCUGUCCUGUCAUAGUAUACAUAAUUAUGUGGAGUUAUGUGCUUGGUCUAAUAAGAUUUUUUAUUUAUAUUUUGCAAACACUUCAUGAGGGUUUGACAUGACACAAAAAAUGAAUAUCUUAAAAUGCAUUUCAUGCCCACUCUCAUGCAAGAGGGUGGAUAUGUGACACUGUGGGUCUGUUUCCUUUCUACAGCCCAUUGAAGCUGGAAAUGCUAAGAUAUUUUCUAUAGAAAUCUGGAGUGCCCUGCCAGAAAACUAAAAAUGGACUGUAAAGUUAUAGGUGAAGAUCAAGGUUGUGCAAAUUGUUAAUGGAAAAAAAGUAAAGAAGUGUUGCUCCCGCCUCCCAAGCAACGUACCCAAAUUAAAUGUUUUGUUUUUUUUCCAGAGAGAUGUUGUGCUACUGCAAUAAAAGGUGCCAUUCUUUUUACAUCCUUACCAGUAAAUGUAGAGGAUACUGUAACACAACAAAAAGCCAUCCUGAGUCAGCAAGAGGAACCAUAUAACCUGUGAUGUGUAGCUGUACCUAACAUGAUUGUUGGACAGUGUUAACUUUUUCUGUGAAGUUGCUAAAUGAUGAGUGUCUUAUUGUUACCGUUAUGAGGAUUAGCUAGAACUGUGGCCACUGAUGAAGACCAAGGGUAAAAUAUAUUUUUUAAAAAUCCCCGUUUUAGGAGUUUGCUUAGACCCAGUCAUGCAUCAAGCAUACAGUGGAUUGCAAAGGUGUAAGAUUUUGCAAUACAAAAAAAUACUCCACCUUUUAUGCUACGUUUAUCCUGUACAAUUUGGCUGAAAAUCAUUCAAAUCUUUUGGGAGGUACUGGUUGUGUCCUCUAUAUGAACUUAAAAAAUCUCCACACACCUUUGUAGGUGAACGUGUUGUGAUCUGGUGAAACCUGAAUUUUGAAUUUAGGGCCUUGAUUUCAAGGUGUUUGUUGGCAAAAACAACAAGCCAUAUAAACAAAUUAACUACACAGUGAUGCCAGUAAUAUGCUCUGGAGCUACUUUUUCUUCAGAUAAAAUUGCAUUAGUUGUCUGGUUGGUUUCCCAUACCAAUAAAUCAAAAGUUGCAUAAAAAAGUACUAGUUUCAGGGUCUGCACACUUUUGCAACCAAGUUAUUGCACUUUUCUUUAAAUGGCUAAUUUUCCCCAGAGUCAUUAGUUUGUUUCAGUGAAACUGCACAUAACAUCACGCUGAAGG